Messenger RNA from Thyridium curvatum, 1434 nucleotides. RefSeq lists its product as uncharacterized. Gene Ontology annotation, molecular function: oxidoreductase activity; heme binding. The transcript is spliced from 6 exons. The coding region runs from base 1 to 1434 and encodes 477 amino acids. The record is from RefSeq and is a predicted model, not a curated record. Lineage: Eukaryota; Fungi; Ascomycota; Sordariomycetes; Thyridiales; Thyridiaceae.
AUGUGUGGUGGUAGCACGAUGUUCGCAAGAUCGGAGGUUAAAAAGCAUGCGUCAAGAGAAAGUUGUUGGAUCAUUAUCGAACGCAAGGUCUACGAUGUAACAGCCUUCUUGGACGAACAUCCCGGUGGCGACUCGGUGAUUCUGAGAUAUGCAGGCAAAGAUGCAACAGAUGCUUUUGUUCCUGUGCACCCGGCUGGCACUCUAGAGAAGUACAUGCAGCCAGAUCAGGUGAUAGGCUUGCUCUCUGAUAAAGAAGAAAAGGUGCAAGAUCCUGGAUUGUCUGAAAAGACGAUAUCAAAGAAACCAAGGAGACCGAAACUUUCCUCGAUCAUCAGCUUAGAUGAUUUUGAGAUUGCGGCCUCCAAAAUACUCUCGCCUCGACAUUUUGCCUUUUUCGCAACUGGGGCGGAAGACGAACAAGCGAUCAAAUGGAACCGAGACAGCUGGAAAGCUGUACGUUUCCGUCCGCGUAUGCUCAGGCCGAUUGAGCGCGUGGACUUAUCCACCACUAUCCUUGGCACAGAUUUCUCAUCCCCUUUCUUCAUAUGUCCGGCCGGUGGCGGCAAGCUGGCACACCCCGAUGGUGAGGUGGGCCUCACACGAGCAGCCGGCAAGCACGAAAUACUGCAAUGGGUGUGCAACAAUGCUGGCUGUACGAAAGAACAAAUGGCGGGUGCCAAGACUCCGUCACAGUCUCUGUUCUGGCAGAUCUACGUCAAGGCAAACCUCGCCGAGUCAGAGAAAGAGGUCAAGGAAGCUGUGGCUCUCGGAUACAAAGCUUUCGCGCUGACGGUCGACGCAAUUCGGCCCGGCAAGAGAGAACGCGAUAUCCGGGUGAGCAUGGCGGAAGAGGAUGAGGACUUGGAUGAUGACGAAGAGGAGGCCGAGGUUGAGACGGCGUCGUUUGCCAAGGCCCCUACCGUCAAGCGACCUCCGGUAUGGUCCAGUUUCGACUGGCCCGUUGCUGUGAAGUGGCUUCGAGGUUUGACGGACCUUCCCAUUGCGAUCAAAGGCAUUCAGUGCUGGGAAGACGCCGAGCUCUGUAUGAAACAUGGUGUACAUCCAUGGCUGUCGAAUCACGGAGGUCGCCAGCUUGAUGGCUCGCCCUCGGCAGUCGACACAUUGCUCGAGAUAAGGACGCAUUGCCCACAAGUGUUCGACACGUGUGAGGUCAUCGUCGACGGCGGCGUCAGGAGAGGCUCUGACGUAGUCAAGGCGCUUGCCCUUGGUGCUCGAAGCGUGGGGCUCGGCCGUUCAUUCCUAUACUCGCUGGUACUCGGCGAGCGCGGCGUCGGCAAGGCGAUCGAGAUUUUGAAACACGAAGUCGAGACCACGAUGGCACUUCUUGGGGUUACGUCAAUCAAACAAAUUGAAUUCUCACAUGUUGAGAUGUCCGGCGCGACAUACAUGCAUGGGGCUCGGUCAAGGCUGUAA